AUGCCAGCUCGAACAUCUUUAACUACCGUGUCCGUCAUAAAAAAAAUAUUAGUUUCUACUCGCUCGGGUCCCGAUCGGCAUUCUUCAAAUCAAACUUUAGUGAGGCGGUUACUGUCAUCCACCCCAGCACUCGCAGCUGCCACGGGUGGGGGCGUGUCUAGAGCGUAUUCUUCUCAACCAGAUGACUCUUCUCAUGCUACCUUGGACCCAGAUGAUGCCCAUUGUCAUAAGGAUAACAAAGGGAUAGAAAAGCGAGAUCAGGAGAGUAAAAGCGAGGAAGACGAUUCAGGUUGUGUUUCUGAAGAAGAAAACACACCAACAAAUUCUCCAGGUCUGAAAGCUGUCACUGUCAUGAGUCGUACCAACCUAAAACAGCAGUUGAUGCGAGAACAAAUGCAACAACUAGAGCAAAAAGAAGCAUUAGCCCAACAGAAGACAGAACCACCAUCUUCUCUUUCUACAGCUGCAAUCAAAGUACCAGUUUCCACUACUGCAGUAGGGCUCUCUCUCCCCCCUCAGGUGCUGCAGGUUCAGACUCGUCUAGAAAACCCCACCAAAUAUCAUGUUAUACAGAGUCAGAGAAGGCAAGUGCGACAGUAUAUCAGCAGUGCUCAUGGCAGUACUCGUCCCCAAAUCCACACAUUAUCACCUGCACUCAAUGUUGAAAGCUGUGAUACAAGUCCAAACAGCCCAACAUCCGCUCCACUGAGUAACUCAACAGCCACUAGUGCCUCAGAGCUGGAAGAGUUUUGGGAUGAUUUCAGUAACUUAGGAAAUGGAGGUAUGGGAGGUGAUGUAAACCUUCUUGAACUGGAACCUUCUUUCAAUGUGCCAUCAACAAUGCCUGGAACUACAGAUUUACUAGACUUAUUUUCUGCUGAGCAGACCAAGUCGCCAGCAUCGUGCCCACCUGAUCUUGUGAAUGUGAAAGAAGAACCUUUAUCCCUUACUGAAGACCAUUUGCGAGCAUUAGCAAAAGACCGGCAGAAAAAAGAUAAUCACAAUAUGAUUGAAAGGCGUAGAAGAUUCAACAUCAAUGAUCGAAUUAAAGAGCUUGGAACCCUCUUGCCAAAAAACAAUGACCCACAUUUUGACCUGGUUCGUGACCUCCGGCAAAAUAAGGGUACAAUCCUCAAGGCCUCGGUAGAUUAUGUGUGCUGCUUGAAAAAAGAAGUCCGUAAAAUUCCUCAAAUGGAACAGAGACAGAAACUGCUGGAACAACAAAACAAGAAGCUUCUUCUUAGAAUACAGGAGUUAGAGAUGCAGUUGCAUUCACAUGGAAUUUCUGUCACUGAAUCCAUUUGGCAGCCUUCAACGGAAGCAGUUCUCAGCUCCAUUAUUAAGCAAGAAAGUGCCCCAUCAAACAUGCUUAUUAACACUCCCAGUAUGGCCAACAACUACACCUAUCCUCAUGAGAGAAACCAUUUGACCACUGUGGAUAUGGGAUUGUUAGGAUUGAAUGCUGAGCAAGAUUCUCAAGUGAGCCCUGCCCCAAGUCCUAGUUCCGGACUAAGUUCUAUUCAGAGUGCAAGUCCUGGUCACCCGUAUGGUCCCUAUGAUGACAUAAUCAUGGAUGAUGAUGUACUUCCUGUGAAUGGCGACCCUCUGCUGUCUUCUCACCAUAUGAAAGAAGAUGAAGCUCUCUCUCCAGACCACAUGGAGUUUCUUCAGUGACUAAUGAGAAACCUGUCGACAGAUGUUAUCAUUUCCUCAUCGAUAACUAUGAUAAAGAUUGGGCUUCAGACUGAACUGUUGUUGUUUUCUGACCAGAUGUUUCACCCACAGAAAUGAUUUACUGUUUUAUACCUAUUCCUGCAUUGCCCAAGACCAGGAUUGACAAAGUAUUUUGUUUAUUCAAUGGAAAAGUAAAAUCUUAUAUAAUAACUAAAAUGUGGUAACAGAGAAACCAAUAAUGUCUUUUCAAGUAAAGUGAAAUUUGUGGUGUGCAUUAUCAAUAUUUUGAUAUAGAUACAGAAUUUUGUAUUCCAGUAUUGAAUCAUCUUGUUCUGUCUAAAUGGACAGAUUAGUGAAAAUUAUUAAGGUUUUUCAUAAAAAGGUUAAAUUUUUAUUUUGCUUGUAGAGAAGUAUGAGGAAUUUGGGAAAUAAGUGAACAGACAGAAGUCUAAUAUAUAUAAUAACAGGCUCCAGGGAAUGUGGUGACUGCGUUUUUAUAACAAACUGAAAACUUGAUCAAAACUAGCACAUUGCCUUACUUUCUAUCUUCAAGUUCCUGACUGAUUUUAUGGAUGUUUUUCCAGAAGUUGUUGAAUAUUUUCUGGUAUCAGAAUGUUGUAUUACCAUUAGAGAUUGUUAGGUAUAGAUAUUUUCAUUUUAAUGUAACCUGUUUUUGAAGUAUAUAGAGUAUGGUGUUAGACCAAGGUAGGCACACUUAGAAUUUCCCACCUGCAUCAUACAGUGCUUGCCAAGUAACCAUUUUCUUAUAAGCAAGUGCCUAAAAAUGUGUUUACUGGAAAGUUAGCUCUUCACUAAUGUACUUUUUAUUUUUCUAUACAUAAAAGUAAUGGUUAGCCUAAUGUGACUCCAGAGGCUUAGUAAUCGUUUGUAAUAAAUGUAAUGUGGUACCAAUGGGAAUACUAUAAGGCUAUUUGAUAAUAUAAAUGAAUCAGAAAAGGUAGGUAUUAGUUAAUUAUUUUGAAUUAUUACCAACCAUUCAAGCUAGCCUUUGCCUGCAUUUGUAUAAAAACUUAAGACUUGUAAACAGGUUAAAACAAUAUCUUGCAUUGAAAUUACCAUUUUUUGUUUCUUUGACAUUCUUUUUUGAGCAUGACAAGUUACACCCCUGGUGGGUAUACCAGUUUAAUUUGUUUAUGUAAAUGUAGCAAGUCCUAAGUACUCCCGACGACUGAGCUGCUGGAUAAAAUAAGUAUCUGUAGAAUGUUUUGUCAUUUGUUUUCAUUUAUAAAGAAGAAUUACAUAAUUUUGUGAUAGUGUGACACUUCAUUUUUAUGCCAGAUGUUUUGUGGUUUUUUUUUGUUUGUUUUUUUCCUAGAUAAAAAAGUUAAUGACUAGAAGGUAACAGUACCUUUGAAAUACCAGAACUUUACAUUUCUGUUGAUCAGAUUUUUAAUUUGUAGCUUUAAAGGCAACACAAAGGUAAUUCAUUCAUUGCAGUAUUUAAAGAAGAUAUAAAAUGCUUGAAUAUGUGUUUGGUAGUUAGGUUUAUGGGCUGUCUUUGAGUGACAAGACACAAAAUAUUUCUGGUCAUGUGAGAUAAUAAGUUGUGCAUUGAUGUUUUCUAAGUUUGUAUGAAGAUAAUGGUCUGUUCAGGUUAAGCACAAAUCCAAAACAAGAGAAUCUUUUGACACAUUUUAAAAUUCACAUUAUUGUCUUAAACAGUUUGAUAACUGUGCAUGUUAAACAUAUUAUGUGGAAUAAAAUAAGUUUACCUAUUGCAUUGUUAUUAUGAAAGUCCUGAAAAUUUCAUCUAAGUGAUAGUUAAUAGAGAAGAUAUUAAAAUUACAUCUUUAAAAAAUGGAGAUCCUCAAGAGGUUGAUUCUGAUAAUGAUUCAUCUUUAUUUAGCCUCAUUGUUUCUGCUAGUGUGGUUAAUUAAACAUCUUAAGUGCCUUAUGAAGUAAUUUUACCUUUUCACCUUGUCUCAGCAUCAGUGUAAUAUUUAGAUGAUUUCUUAAUACAAAGAAUUAUUGAAGGAUAAGAGUAGAACAGUACUGGUUACGGUGUUAACAUCCGAGCUGUUGUAUGACGUAACUUAAAGAGCUCAUCGUUAAUUUCAUUGACAGUUCUCCUUCAUUUUGACAAGAUGUUACUUGUUCACAAUUCUUACUGUGUUUUACUCUUUCUGAAAUUAUUCAGUGUGUGACCUGUUAUGCCAUGCACUAGUACACUGUUGUACCCCCGGGAUAUCCCAUAAAUUCAUAUAUAGUACAGCCCGAGAAAUGUCAUUUUCCUGGGGCAUUUGGGUAAUCAACAAAUCCUCAGUAAUCAGGAAUAAAAUAAUUAAUAAAAAUUAACAAAACAAAACAACUCCUGAUGUCCUAGGGCAUGGCAUAAUGUUUCUCAUAUAUUUGUCCAUAGCGAUCUAAGAAUAUUAAUACACCAUUAAAGACUUGUAAUUAUCCAGGAAUAAGAUUUUUAAAGCCUGUUUUAUUUGUGUUAAUUUUUAUAAGAUCAUUGCACAAGUUCUGUUGUUGAUUGUGAAGAGAAUUUUGAGAUGUGCAGGUGUUACAGUACAAGUAUGGUAGGGUUUGGUUGUUCACUUUAAAAAUGCUGAAAUAUGUAUGCUUUGUGCACAUGUAACAAUGCAAAUUUUGUCACGGGCAUGUACACGAGGCUUAUUUCAACUUUCAAGUUCUAUUAGCUUCUAAGUCUGUGUUUAUAAUAUUCACAUAAAUUGUUCUUUGUAAGUUUUCGUGCCAGAAUAGUAUGUUAGACAAAGCUCAAAUAUUACAAUUUCAAACAUAUUUUUGUAUAUCUACUAUUUUAUUGUAAAGUAGAAUCUCCAUAAACCUUUUUAUUUUGGGUUGGGUUUGAUUCUGUAUUAGUUAAUAAACUAAUUCCAACUUAUAAA
Molecule: messenger RNA, 4547 nt
Organism: Limulus polyphemus (Atlantic horseshoe crab)
Lineage: Eukaryota; Metazoa; Arthropoda; Merostomata; Xiphosura; Limulidae
Product: transcription factor EC-like
Exons: 8
Coding region: 1-1674 (557 amino acids)
Biological process (GO): regulation of transcription by RNA polymerase II
Cellular component (GO): nucleus
Molecular function (GO): DNA-binding transcription factor activity, RNA polymerase II-specific; RNA polymerase II cis-regulatory region sequence-specific DNA binding; protein dimerization activity
Source: RefSeq, a predicted model, not a curated record